Messenger RNA from Phaethon lepturus (White-tailed tropicbird), 834 nucleotides. It is a transcript of the gene PHOSPHO1, whose product is annotated as phosphatase, orphan 1. The coding region runs from base 1 to 834 and encodes 277 amino acids. Gene Ontology annotation, biological process: bone mineralization involved in bone maturation. The transcript is spliced from 2 exons. Gene Ontology annotation, molecular function: phosphatase activity. The record is from RefSeq and is a predicted model, not a curated record. Lineage: Eukaryota; Metazoa; Chordata; Aves; Phaethontiformes; Phaethontidae.
AUGAAAAGGUGCUGUGAGGGCGUCGGGCUGCCAUGCCUGUUUAAGGGUGUUGGUAUGGCCAGCCCCCGGCCUCCCAAAUACCUCCUCGUCUUCGAUUUUGACGAGACCAUCAUCAAUGAGAACAGCGAUGACUCCAUCGUCCGGGCGGCGCCGGGGCAGGCGCUUCCGGAGCACAUCCGACAGACCUUCCGCGAAGGCUUCUACAACGAGUACAUGCAGCGCGUCCUGGCGUACAUGGGGGACCAGGGGGUCAAGAUGGGGGACUUCAAGACAGUCUAUGAGAACAUCCCCCUUUCCCCAGGCAUGCCAGACCUCUUCCAGUUCCUCUCCAAGAACCACGAGCUCUUCGAGAUCAUCCUCAUCUCUGAUGCCAACAUGUUCGGCAUCGAGUGCAGUCUGAGGGCAGCCGGUGUCUACUCCCUCUUCCGCAAGAUCUUCAGCAACCCGUCCGGCUUUGACAAGAAGGGGUACUUCACCUUGGGGCCCUACCACAGCCACAAGUGCCUUGGCCCCUCCCCCAGCCACAAGUGCCUUGACUGCCCGGCCAACAUGUGCAAACGCAAAAUCCUAACGGAGUACCUGGCGGAGAGGGCCCAGGAGGAGGUGGAAUUCGAGAGGGUCUUCUACGUGGGAGAUGGGGCCAAUGACUUCUGCCCUUCUGUGACUUUGACUUCAGCUGAUGUGGCUUUCCCACGGAAGGGCUACCCCAUGCACCGGAUGACCCAAGAGAUGGAGAAGAAGCAGCCUGGAGCCUUCCAGGCCACUGUUGUCCCCUGGGAGUCAGCUGCAGAAGUCGCCCGCUAUCUCCAGGAGGUCCUCAAGAAGAAGUGUUGA